ACUCGGCUCUCGUACUCAAACUGCCGUGGACGGUGGAAUGCGGUUGCCGGGAGCAAGUGCAGUGGGCAUUGCCGGCCAGGCGCCGCAGAUGUAAGCACAGCGCCCGGUGCUCGCCGCGGCUGCUCGGUGUCUAACUUGCAGAGGCCUUUCUACGGGAGAAAGAAGACUGUCGUACCCCUGCUUCAGUCAUUUUUGAGGAGAAAACCGACCCGGAAUGAGAGCCUCGGAGGAGACCCCGGCAUCAUGGAUAUGGAGCCUUGCAUUGCAGACUGCCACCGGCGGAGGACCACCACGGCAACUUUUCGGCUCUAUUUUAUCCACCUGCUGUAAAACAUCACACCUGAGAUACACACCCUGGGGGAAAUGUUUGGCGAAUGAAAUGUGAUUCAAAAAGAGUACCCUGGGAUUCAUGACCUGCCACUGAACUUAUAACAAGCCGGUGUGGCGUCCGAGAGACCCGACAGCGCAAAAAUGUUUUACGGUUCUUCGUCGGGGGCAAGCAUGUCCCUGCCCUCCAAAAGUCGACUAAAGCGACAGAGUAGGACCUUUACACAGGUCCUGUACCGCACCUUAAGCUACCGCGACCGCGUCCCGGCUGAAGUGGGAACAAACACCCGUGGUGAUCGGCGGUCAACAACUGAGCCCCCGGAGCGACCGGAGGACGACCCCGCAGAGCUUUCCACUCAAAGCUCGGCACCGGGCGUCCUGAAGAUCUUUGGUGACGAGAUCUGCGCUGGUGCCAACUAUAAGAGCGUCCUGGCUACUCCCCGCUCCAGCGCUCAGGAGCUAGUUAAGGAGGCAUUGGAGCGCUACUCUCUCAACAAGGACGGUGCCCACUCCUACGUCCUGUGUGACGUGAUUGGGCGCCUAGAAGGAGUCGGCAGCGUUUGGCGGACCGAGUGCCUCCGUGCGUUAGGCGACAACGAAAAGCCACUACUGCUGCAGGAGCUGUGGAAGCCCCGAGAAGGACACGCACGACGCUUUGAGCUACGCAGGAGAGCUGAGGUAGACGAACUCAACGCCAAGGAGAAGGACACCAUUACAGCUGGGCCCAAAGCCCCCCAGUUCCUGGUGGCUCUAAUGGGUCGCAUGCACAGGAGCUCCCCUCUGCGGUCGUCUCGGGUGGCUCAUUCGGGCUCUAAAGACAUCAACGCACAGGCCCGCAAACUGCAGAGAAACCGGGCCAAGGGGGCUCUGACCUUGCCUCGCUCGAGCAACUCAUCCCUAUGUCGCAGCCUCAGCGAGACAAGCCUCAACCAGUUGGCGGUGGGAGACGAACCCAAGCGCUAUUACUCCACACUUCCGGGGCCAUACAGAGGCCGAGAGGUGGCGUCAGUCGGACGGCGCAAGGAGGAUGCAGGCCAGGGUGGCGUGCGCCACUCCCUCUACCAGUCGCCACACCUACUGUUGCUUCAGGGCUACAACAAACAGGAUUGCCUGGUGUACCUGUUGAACCGCGACCAGCAUACCGUGGGUCAGGAGACGCCGUCGGCUCGCCCCAACAUCUGCCUGUUCUCCCCCGACAUCCUGCCGCUUCACUGCCGCCUGCGUCGCGUGCCCACUCCGUUUCGCCAUUCCAAGGCGGAGGAGGCGGAGCCAGAUCCCCAGCAGCAGCGCUCGUCCUGUGUGGCAGUGGAGCCGGUCCUCAACGCUACCGUGCUGGUCAACUUCUCCCGCUGCGAGCGUUCCACCACACUGCGUCACGGAGACCUGCUUUCCUUUGGCGCGCACUACAUUUUCUUGUACAAGGACCCCACAGGCGCCAAGCCUCUCCCUGCCCAGACCCUAGCACGCCUCCGCAGCCUGGGCCAACUCUACGACAGCGGGACCGAUGAGAGCGGCACGUGCAAAGUUUGUGGGUCGGUGCUCAAAGACAGAGCGGCCACCGUAACCGGCGUGACGGCGACGCGGCGCAGCUUCAGGCCGCAACCUGUCAAACCUCGCUGUAGUGGGACUCUGACCGGGACAGACGGAGGAAGAGGGGGACAAAAGAGGAAGCUGCAGUUGGAGUUUGAGCCAGCUCAGGAAGACCAGCUGCUCAACCGAAUCAUGUCACUCAUUGAACCUGGAGGUGAUGACCACAAGUUGACCCCGGCGUACCUUUUGUGUUUGUGCAUACAACACUCGGCCUCCACGUUCCCGCCGGGAAGCUUUGGAAAGCUUCUGCUAAAGAUCGUCCGUCGAAUCCAGACAGUGGCCUGGGAGAAGACAAAGGAGUUAGCACAGAAGCAAGCUCAGCACCAAGACCCGGCAUCGCUAUCGCUGCUCAACAUCUCGGACCUGAUUCCAGACUUACAGACUAUCUUCUUUUGGAUGUCCAACUCCAUAGAGAUUCUCUACUUUAUUCAGCAGAGGGCGCCGUCGUACACGCACAACAUGGAGACGGUGCAAGGCUCAAAGGAGUCUCUGCUGUCAGCGACUAUCUCUGCCAAUGAGGAGGCCAUGAGCAUUCUGGAGGAGGUCAUCAUGUAUACCUUCCAGCAGUGUGUCUACUAUAUCACCAAGGCUCUGUACGUGGUUCUACCGGGUCUACUGGACUGUAAUCCAUUCCCGUUGGACAGUUCAGAGCCAUGCUGGAAAGGAGGCGUCGGAUUCCCCGAGCCGGUACGCAGGGUUCUCCAGGUGUUCCAGAGCACCCAGGAGCUGCUGCAGGGCUACCAGGUCCACCCGGAGAUCCAGGCGCAGAUGUUCGCCUACCUCUUUUUCUUCUCCAACGUGUCCCUCUUCAACCAGCUGAUGGACAAAGGUCCAUCUCGCGGCUGGUUUCAACGUUCCAAAGUUCUGCAAAUGCAAGCGUGUCUACGGAUGGUUUUAGAAUGGGCCCGCAAGUCGGCAUUGGGACAUCUGGCAGACAAAUUCUUCACAAAGCUCAACAGUUCCAUUGCCGUUCUGGCCACGCCGCCGCAGCAGCUCACGCAGAUGAGCUGGCGAGUGUUGUCCAGUGAGCAUUCAUCCCUGAAGCCAGUGCAACUGCACAGGAUCUUGACUCAGUAUCAGAUCACCGCAGAGACUGGGCCUGUGCCAUUGUGGCAGCCCGGCAGCGAGGACGAGGCCUACAUCUACCGGACAGUGGAUCUCCUAGAGAGCUUUGAAAACCACCCUCCCAUUGUGCUGCCCAGCGGCGGUUUUGGCGUGGACCUGGACGGUGAGCGCGUGGAGGACAGUGUCUACCGGCAGCUGCUCUAUGUGCGGCACUUCUUGUGGGGCUUGCGCGCCAAGACGCAUGCUAACACCACACACGCUAACGGCAACAACAAUAAUGCAGCGGACGUUCAGAGGGAUCCGCUACCCCCACCCUUGCUGCAUGGCAGUCCCCGUUUAGCCCCUGGUGAUGGAGAAGAAGACAGCAGCCGUAGUCAAGUCCACAGCCUCCGGCGGAACGGGGGCGGUGUCCUUCACCACCACCAUCAUCAUCAUCAUCACCACCAGCACCCUCACACUACGCCGGGCUACCCCGAGGGAGGGCCAGGCGGAGGGGGGGGAGCUCUGCAGAUGAACGGUUGCGGAAAAAAAGCCAAUGGCCUUAUUGCUAACGGCAUGGAAGGCUGUGUUAAUGGUGGCUGUGAGUUCCCCUUCCCCGUGUCCUCCUCCCCCGGCAUCCCUCCUUUCCCUGAUGACAUGUGUGUGGUGUUUGUAGUGGAACUGGACAAAGGACCCUAUGGACUCGGCAUGGGACUCAUCGACGGCUUGCACACGCCUCUCAAUGCUCCGGGGAUCUACAUCCGGACGCUUAUCCCCGAGGGGCCGGCGGCGACCGACGGCCGGCUCAGGAUCGGUGAUCGAAUCCUUGCUGUCAACGGGACCAGUCUGAUCGGAGCCGACUACCAGAGUGCGGUGGAUCUGAUCCGCCUGGGUGGGGGUCGCCUCCGCUUCCUGGUGGCAAAGUCAGACCCGGAAGUGUCGGAGAAAAUCAGCGCCUCGUCCUGUUGAUGGAUGGAUGGAUGGAUGGACAGACCUGGCAGAAGAAAAACUGACACCGUCUAAAUGAUCACUGACUGGAUGGUGGAGAAUGUAAAUGCUUGGACUCGGGCAUAACUCAGAACUUGAUGAUUGGCUGAUUGAACAAAGCUCCGCCCACUUGGCAAAACUUACAUGAAUGACCGUGAUGAUGUAACCACAGCUGGAUGCUCGAACUGUUAAUAUUUUUGUUCCGCUUCCAUUGUUUCAGGCCAAGCACGUUUUGAAAGCGUGUGCAUUCUGGUGAAAAAUAUCAGCCCCUCACACUAGUUGAACUUAUCGACCUGAAAAUGGGUUUCUUGACAGCACGAGCAAAGAGAUUUCAAUUGCACAGGAAAUCUGACAUAAUAAAGCUAGCUAGCAUUUAAGGUCCAUUUGCGAUUGUAAACAUUGGCCAUGACACAUCAAACGGUCUUAAGAAACCUGGCCUAAAAUUGACAGGAAGCCAGCCAGUUCUCAGAAUUCACCGCAAAUUGUUGCCUGCAGCUGUAAUUCCUGAUUGUAGUCAAAACACAAGCUGAUGUUUUUCUUUUUUACAUGAUAAAACAUAUCAAACAAAUUAGAAUGUUGUUUCCUCGCCAUUUUUAUGCAUCAUCUUCUACUUCCGAUUAUAUUUGGACGUUAAAAUCUCUUCCUCCUGUUUGGUCAGAGGGGGAAAUUUGCCAAGAAAAGACAAUAAAAGUGUUUUCAGUCAAUGUGGAUUUAAUAAAUUUGUAUUUUUGGGGGGCGGGAAGGAGAAAAAACACACUGCUGGCCAAAAGUAUUGACACCCCUACAAUUCUGUCAGAUAAUGCUCAAUUUCUCCAAGAAAAUGAUUGCAAUUACAAAUGCUUUGGUAGUAAUAUCUUCAUUUAUUUUGCUUGUAAUGAAAAAACACAAAAGAGAAUGAUAAAUAAUUCAAAUCAUUAUCAUUUUACACAACACCCAGAAAAUGGGCUGGACAAAAGUAUUGGCACCCUUUGAAAAAUCAUGUGAUGCUUCUCUAAUUUGUGUAAUUAACAGCACCUGUUACUUACCUGUGGCACAUAACAGGUGGUGGCAAUAACUAAGUCACACUUGCAGCCAGUUAAAAUGGAUUAAAGGUGACUCAACCUCUGUCCUGUGUCCUUGUGUGUACCACAUUGAACAUGGAGAAAAGAAAGAAGACCAAAGAACUAUCUGAGGACUUGAGAAGCAAAAUUGUGAGGAAGCAUUGGCAAUCUCAAGGCUUCAAGUCCAUCUCCAAAGACCUGAAUGUUCCUGUGUCAACCAUGCGCAGUGUCAUCAAUUAGUGUAAAACCCAUGGCACUGUGGCUAACCUCCCUAGAUGUAGUCGGAAAAGAAAAAUUGAUGAGAGAUUUCAACGAACGAUUAUGGGGAUUGUGGAUAAAGAACCUCGACUAACGUCCAAACAAGUUCAAGCUGUCCUGCAGUCCAAGGGUACAAUAGUGUCAACCUGUACUAUCUGUCGGCGUCUGAAUGAAAAGGGACUAUAUGUAUGUAAUAUGCAAUAAGACCCCACUUCUGACCCAGAGACAUAAAAAAAGCCAGGCUGGGGUUACCUGAGAAAGCCAAAAAUGUUCGGUCAGAUGAGAUAAAAGUAGCUUUUAGGGAAAAUGCAUUAACAAAGAGUUUACAGGGGAAAAAAACAAGGCCUUCAAAGAAGAGAACACAGUCCCCACAGUCAAACAUGGUGGAGAUUCCCUGAUGUUUUGAGGUUGCUUUGCUGCCUCUGGCACUGGACUGCAUGACCGUGUGCAUGGCAUUAUGAAGUCUGAAGACUACCAACAAAUUUCACAGCAUAAUGUAGGGCUCAGUGUGAGAAAGCUGGGUCUCCCUCAGAGGUCAUGGGUCUACCAGCAGGACAAUGACCCAAAACACACUUCAAAAAGCACUAGAAAAUGGUUUGAGAGAAAGCACUGGAGACUUCUAAAGUGGCCAGCAAUGAGUCCAGACCUGAAUCCCAUAGAACAUCUGUGGAGGGAUCUGAAAAUGGCAGUUUGGAGACGGCACCCUUCAAAUCUCAGAGGCCUGGAGCAGUUGGCCAAAGAAGAAUGGUCUAAAAUUCCAGCAGAGCAUUGUAAGAAACUCAUUGAUGGAUACCGGAAGGGGUUGUUUGCAGUUAUUUUGUCUAAAGGUUGUGCUACCAAGUACUAGGCUGAGGGUGUCAUUAUUUUUGUCCGGCCCAUUUUUGGAGUUUUGUGUAAAAUGAUAAUUAUUUAUUUAUUUAAAUUCUAUUUUGUGUUUUUUUUUUUUUUUAUUGCAAGGAAAAUAAAUUAAGAUAUUACUACCAAAGCAUUUGUAAUUGCAAUCAUUUUCUGGGAGAUGUUAUCUGACAGAAUUGCAAGGGGUGCCAAUACUUUUGGCCAGCAGUGUAAUCUUUUCGGGGGGAAAGUCACGUAUUUAUUAGAAAUAAUAUUUUUGUGAAGGAAAAAAAGUAAAUAUAGGAACACAUUUUUUAGCUCAAAGGCUGUGACCUGAAAAUAAGUCCCUAGUCAAGUCACAUUUUUUUGUAUUCAAGUCAUAGGUUUUGAUAGAAAAAGCUGCAUUUAUUCCGAAAGUCAGAACCUUAGAAAAAUGUUUAAGAUAAAAAAAGCAAGGGCAUAGGAUUGCAUAGGGACGGUAGGGACAUAACACUACCAACUUUGCAGGAUGCUCAUAUUAUACCCACUUUUAAGCAACUUUA
This is a messenger RNA of Corythoichthys intestinalis (scribbled pipefish), 6622 nucleotides long. It is a transcript of the gene radil, whose product is annotated as Ras association and DIL domains. The transcript has 22 exons. The record is from RefSeq and is a predicted model, not a curated record. Gene Ontology annotation, cellular component: microtubule. Bases 472 to 3930 code for a protein of 1152 amino acids. Gene Ontology annotation, biological process: neural crest cell migration; substrate adhesion-dependent cell spreading; signal transduction. Lineage: Eukaryota; Metazoa; Chordata; Actinopteri; Syngnathiformes; Syngnathidae. Gene Ontology annotation, molecular function: GTPase binding.